This is a messenger RNA of Diuraphis noxia (Russian wheat aphid), 2001 nucleotides long. RefSeq lists its product as uncharacterized. Lineage: Eukaryota; Metazoa; Arthropoda; Insecta; Hemiptera; Aphididae. The record is from RefSeq and is a predicted model, not a curated record.
AUGUACAAACCUGGCGUGGCUUUGGAAUUAGUAAGGGAAGUGGAGAAAUAUAGAAUGAAGUGCGUAGCCUUGCAAGAGGUGAGAUGGGAAGGUGUCAUGACAACUAAGAUAUCACAAACUACCAUAUUUAAUGAGAAUGCCGAUAUUGUAUUAAUUAAUGUACUUGCACCCACUGAAGAGAAAGACGAGGAGGAGAAAGAAUAUUUUUAUGCCACACUAGCCAAUGUAUAUGAUUCAUCAGAGGGAAGUUUAAGAAUAGUGCUGGCAGAUUUAAAUGCAAAAUUAGGUCAAGAAGCAGAAUACAGGAAUUAUUAUUACAUAAAUAUUGGAUCCCAGAGCUUACACGCAAUUACUAAUGAUAACAGAACAAAAUUAAUUGACUUCGCGGUAGGAAAAGGGCUAGUAAUAAAAAKUACCAUGUUUCCGAGAAAAGAUAUACAUAAGUACACGUGGAUCUCUCCAGACGGAAGACACAGAAACCAAAUUGACCAUGUGUUAGUCUCAAAUAGGUUUAAAAAUAGCAUAGUAAAUAUAAGAACCCUGCGUGGUGCGGAUAUAGGUUCCAACCAYCUAUUAAUUAUUAGUAUAUGGAUAAAAGUGAAACUCAAGAGAUUAUUUAMACUUUACAAAAGAAAGACAGGGCGAUAUGAUAUAAAUAAACUAGAGGACCAGGUCAUAAGCACAGUUUUUAAAGACAAUAUUAAGAACGAGCUGCAAAAUAAACAGAGGUUAUCCAACGAUGCAGUGGAUAGAGAAUGRGAACAAAUAAAGGAGACGAUAAAUAACGUGGCAAMAAGGACCCUAGGGAAUAAAAAACUGAAAUAUAAGCMAUGGUUCAAUGGGAUCUGUGAGGCAGCAGUACAUAGAAGAAACCUGGCAAGGAAACAAUGGCUAAAUGAUACAAGCAAUGAAAACUUGUUUACAAGCUUGAGMACUCGACAGAGGGAAGCAAGAAAUAUCAUAAGAUGUGAAAAAAGGAAAUACAUACAGAAUAUAAUGAACAGUGCGGAACAAGAUUACAGUACACAUAGGACCAGGGACAUGUACAGUCGGCUAGAAAAAAAGUGGGGUAACUACUUCAGAGAACUGUUGAAUUGUGAAGAACCAGAAGAAACCUUUAUUUUUGAUCUUGCCAAAAGGGAUAUUAUAGAUUGUACAGAACCCACGUUAGAUGAGGUAAAAAAUCGAAUAAAUAAUUUGAAGAACCACAAGUCACCAGGGGAGGAUGAGAUCCAAGCAGAACUCUUAAAAAAAGGAGGAGAAGAAGUCUCAUUUAGAGUUUGGAAACUGAUUUGCCGAAUAUGGUUAAAGAGCGAAGCAGAAGAAACUAUAGAUGACUAUCAGGGAGGAUUUGGACCAGGAAGGUCGACAGUAGAUCAGAUAUUUAUCCUCAGACAACUGUUCCAAAAAACUUGGGAGUUCGACAAAGAGAUACAUGUUCUUUUUAUCAACUUCAAAAAGACAUACGAAAGCGUACGUAGAGCAAGCCUAAUCAAUUGCCUGGAAGAAUUUAAGUUACCACAAAAAUUAAUAAGACUUAUUGGGUUAAAAAUCACAGAAGUAAAAAUUAAGGUAGGAAGUGCAGAAACAGAGCCAAUACUAAUAAAAUCUGGGUUAAGACAAGGAGACUCAAUAUUACCGAUUCUGUUUAACUUGAUUUUAGAGAAAGUAGUAAAAGAAAUGUAUAUUCAACCACAAGAAGGUGUUAAGUUACAAGAACCGAAUAUAACAAUUUUAGCAUAUGCAGAUGAUGUGGUACUAAUGAGCAAAUCACAAGAUAAUUUAAGAUCACUAUUCACUCGUCUGGAGGAAAAGGCAAAAAAAGUAGGGUUACAAGUAAACGAGGAAAAAACCGAAUACAUGGUUGUUGGUAGAAGAGAUAGUGUGGCCGUUUUUCCACAUCUGAAAGUUGGUAGAUAUGAGUUCAGUAGAGUCAAACAGUUUAAGUACCUGGGUUCAAUAUUAACAGAAAAAAAUGAGAUUGACAAAGAAAUAGCAUGA